This is a messenger RNA of Racocetra persica, 131 nucleotides long. The record is from the annotation of a GenBank genome assembly. Lineage: Eukaryota; Fungi; Glomeromycota; Glomeromycetes; Diversisporales; Gigasporaceae.
AAGAGGAUGAAACUAGUAUCAUCAAUGACUUAUAUACUGGCAGCCAGGAUGAGUCAUUGAAUAAAAGCAAUAAUGAUAUAUCAUCAAAUCAAGAUGAUUUAAAACCAUUGAAUAAAGACAAUACUAUUUGA